AUGGUAAACAGUAAACACGACAAGCUCAUUGAUCUUGUCGUGUACCGGGUCACAGAGAAUCAGUCUAUAACUGUGCUCCUAGGAGCCCAUAACAAAACAGCUAAAGAAGACACAUGGCAGAAGAUUGAGGUUGAAAAGCAAUUCCCUCAUCCAAAAUAUGAUGACGAUUCAGUUGUCCAUGACAUCAUGUUACUGAAGUUGAAGGAGAAAGCCAAGCUAACCCUAGCAGUGGGAACCCUCCCACUCCCAGCCAAGUUCAACUUCAUCCCACCCGGGAGAGUGUGCCGGGCAGUUGGCUGGGGCAAAACCAACGUGAAUGAACCAACCUCCGACACACUGCAGGAGGUGAAGAUGAGACUCCUGGAGGCUGAAGGCUGCAAACACUUCACCAAUUUUUGCCACAACUCCCAGCUGUGUGUAGGCAAUCCCAAGAAGAUGCAAAAUGUGUACAAGGGAGACUCUGGAGGACCCCUCCUGUGUGCUGGGAUAGCCCAGGGCAUCGCCUCCUACGUCCAUCGGAAUGCAAGGCCCCCUGCUGUCUUCACCAGAAUCUCCCAUUACCGGCCCUGGAUCAACAAGAUCCUGCGGGAGAAUUAA
Psammomys obesus (fat sand rat) is the source of this 597-nucleotide messenger RNA. RefSeq names its product mast cell protease 2-like. Gene Ontology annotation, molecular function: serine-type endopeptidase activity. Gene Ontology annotation, biological process: proteolysis. The coding region runs from base 1 to 597 and encodes 198 amino acids. The transcript has 4 exons. The record is from RefSeq and is a predicted model, not a curated record. Gene Ontology annotation, cellular component: cytoplasm; intracellular membrane-bounded organelle. NCBI's taxonomy places the organism in Eukaryota, Metazoa, Chordata, Mammalia, Rodentia, Muridae.